Messenger RNA from Meleagris gallopavo (turkey), 2128 nucleotides. NCBI's taxonomy places the organism in Eukaryota, Metazoa, Chordata, Aves, Galliformes, Phasianidae. The record is from RefSeq and is a predicted model, not a curated record.
UGGAGCUUUCGUGAGAUGGCUUCAGGCUCGGCAGGAGGUGGCCGGGGCUGGACUCGGGGCUGUCCCCUGGGGCUCUCUGGGCAGCGGGGUGCUUUGGUGGGGUCUUGCUGUCUCCUUCCCAGAAAGCCCCUGGUAUGGCUGCCUGCCCACCACCACAACUCGGGGCUUUCUCUUUGCAGGAGCAGAAAGAUCCAGAUCCGAAACAUCCCCCCGCACCUGCAGUGGGAGGUGCUGGAUGGUCUCUUGGCUCAGUAUGGGACAGUGGAGAAUGUAGAGCAAGUUAACACAGACACAGAAACUGCAGUUGUCAACGUUACAUACGCAACGAAAGAAGAAGCAAAAGUAGCAAUUGAGAAGCUCAGCGGCCAUCAGCUUGAGAGCUAUUCCUUCAAGGUUUCCUACAUCCCGGACGAAGAGGUGAGCUCCCCUCCACCCCCCCAGCGAUCCCGCCGCGGGGGCCACGCUUCCAGGGAGCAGGGCUCCUCCCCGGGGGGCUCACAGCCCAAACAGCUCGAUUUCCCACUGCGGAUGCUGGUGCCCACGCAGUUUGUUGGUGCGAUCAUAGGAAAGGAGGGCUUGACCAUAAAGAACCUAACUAAGCAAACCCAGUCCAAGGUUGACAUCCAUCGGAAGGAGAAUGCUGGCGCUGCCGAGAAGCCCAUCACCAUCCAUGCCACACCAGAAGGCUGCUCCGAGGCGUGCCGCAUGAUUCUCGAUAUCAUGCAGAAGGAAGCCGAUGAAACCAAAUCAGCAGAAGAGAUCCCCUUGAAAAUCCUAGCACAUAACAGCCUGGUGGGGAGGCUGAUAGGCAAGGAGGGCCGCAACCUGAAGAAGAUCGAGCAGGACACCGGCACGAAGAUCACCAUUUCGCCUUUGCAGGAUUUAACUAUUUAUAACCCUGAGAGGACCAUCACGGUGAAGGGCAGCACAGAGGCAUGCUCCAAUGCUGAAGUGGAGAUCAUGAAGAAGCUGCGAGAGGCUUAUGAGAACGACAUUGUGGCUGUCAAUCAACAGGCCAACCUGAUCCCAGGACUGAACCUUAGCGCUUUGGGGAUCUUCUCGACAGGGCUGUCCAUGCUCCCAUCCUCAGUGGGGGCUCGAGGCGCUGCCGCAGCUGCCCCUUACCACCCUUUUGCACAGAGUGGCAGGAGGAGAACGAGCUCCUCGGCGUACCUCUCAGGGCUGUAUGGAGCCUCCCCAGUUGGUGCCUUCCCACAUCAGCACCCCCUCCCUGAGCAGGAGGUUGUGAACUUGUUCAUCCCGACGCAGGCAGUGGGAGCCAUCAUUGGGAAGAAGGGGCAGCACAUCAAGCAGCUGGCACGCUUCGCAGGGGCCUCCAUCAAGAUUGCCCCAGCAGAAGGUCCUGAUGCCACUGAGCGGAUGGUCAUCAUCACGGGGCCACCCGAGGCGCAGUUCAAGGCCCAGGGGCGAAUAUUUGGGAAGCUGAAAGAAGAGAACUUCUUCAACCCGAAAGAAGAGGUGAAGCUUGAAGCCCACAUCAAGGUGCCUUCCUUUGCAGCUGGCCGUGUGAUAGGCAAAGGUGGCAAAACGGUGAACGAGCUGCAAAACUUAACGAGCGCAGAGGUCAUCGUGCCCCGAGACCAAACCCCAGAUGAGAAUGAGGAGGUCAUCGUUAAGAUCAUUGGGCAUUUCUUUGCCAGCCAGACUGCACAGCGCAAGAUCAGGGAAAUCGUCCAGCAGGUGAAGCAGCAGGAGCAGAAACACGCUCAGGGAGCCCCUGCCUCGCAGCACAGCAAGUGAGGCUCCCUCCCAGCGCGCCGAUGAAUGUACCCCUGCCAGCGUGGGCAGGGAGCAACCAAAGAGCACCCCGGGGCACAGGGAUGGCGUGGGGACGGCCCCCUGCACCCCGCAGCACCCGGCCUCUCCAUCCCACAGCCUCCGCCUGACUCGAUUCCUGACGCUAUCCCUUUAGUUGGACUAACAUAGGCAGAGGGCUUUGGGAUUUUGUUGUUUUGUUUGUUUGUUUUUCUAAUCGUUUCUAUUAUUUUCCCCAAAUGCCCCGUUUUGCAACCAUUCCCUGGCCAGGUGUGGCUGGAGGAUCCCAUCCGGCACCUGGUGUCCGUGCCGGUCAUAUAUUUUAGAAUUAAUAUAUCAAUAACAAAACUAA